AUGAAGUUUUGUAACAUAGUUCUCGUUUUGCUAUUUUUAAAUUGUUUUCUUGAAACUGACGCCUGGUCAAGACGUCGUCGCCGUCGAUCCUGCAGACCUCGGAAUUGUGAAGUGAGUUCUUGGUCUUCUUGGAGCUCAUGUAGUGCUGAACAAUGUGUACAACAUGGAUCACAACAACGGACAAGAUGGCGAGUAUCUGAGCCGAGUUGUGGAGGUUCAGAAUGUUCUACCUUAGAGGAAACACGGCACUGCUAUGGUACACGAUCAGUGAACUGUCAGCUGAGCUCUUGGUCUGCGUGGAGUGCCUGCUCGACAGUCUGUGGCGUUUCUGGCAUUCAAACCAGCAACCGACACAGAGUAAUAGCUGAACAGUGUGGCGGAACCUGCUCGUCAACACUUCGAAAAACGCGAGCUUGUCCGGAACUCAGCUGUCUGAACGGAGGGAGUUUACAGGAAGAAGCAUGCUUUUGCAAUAAAGGCUAUUCUGGAGUCUGCUGUCAGAAAAAACUGAAGAAAGGUAAAGAGUAAAACAGUAAAGCAUUUGAUACACACCCUAGGUAUUCCUCAGUACAAAAACACCGUUUAAGAGCGGAUGUCUGUAAUAUCGACCAGAGGUGGGAAAAAUAAAAUUUUGGAAAAAUCCCCCAAAAAUUAUGUAGACUCUCCUAGGUAUUCUAGUGAUGAAAAUAUAAAUUUUAGUUUCAUUGGAUAAAUAUUUCGGCGAUACGGCGAAUGUCAAGUUCGGGCGAUUGACGACCCCCGCCAGACCGCUUUUUCGGGCCCCUAGACCCGGCUACGAAAAGACCACGAUUUCAAUCGAAUUCAAGAGUCAUUCAACCCAAAUAGCUUCUUAUCGUAUUAAAAGGGGUUUAAUACACAUACUGAUUUGUCAUGUUCUUGAAUUGAUCGCAACUGGAAUAUUUUAUGGAUUUUUAAAUAUUUACAAAAUUUUAAGGGUUUUACGAGAGCAAAAUAUUGUCAGAUUUCAAAGGCCUAAAAUCACUUCCGAUACAUGAUUUCUAACAGAAAAAGACAUUCUACGUUAAAAAGCAAUCUCUAAGCUUUCAAAAUAUGCUUUCAAAACUCUGGGCAACAUGUGAAAUGAAUUUUUGGGAACGCAAAAUUCACAGAGUACUUGAGUGUAAUUUGACCUUUCUGACUCAACAGUCAAGAGGUUCGACGCGACACAAAUCAUUCCUCCAACAAAUGUUUCAGAUAAAAUGCGUUUAAUUUAGGCAAUCUCAAGUCCCACAGUGAUACAAAGAUGCUUCAUAUACAUUAGGUGGAAAGUUACAUGCCAUUUUGUCAGCCGUAAAGAACUAUUUCUCUGGCCUUCGGGUGCCGUAGUUGAACUCGCCUCGCUAAUGUAAACAUUUGGGUCAAGUUCUUAUUACAAAACAGCAAAGUUUUCAAAAUCUACACCAACUAUCUAUCCUGUCUAGUAGAUAAUCAGGUCUACAAUUUGUUUGUUUAUACCAUGUGUCCUUGUUUGACUUCAUUCCCACAAUGAAACUGAGACAUGUAAACUACAGUACAACGAAAUUCCAGCUUGCUCGACAUGUCACGUUCCACGUGAAAGGGCCGUUCUAAACUUGAUUGCGUUACGUAAACACGACGUAGCGAUUUUUUUUUCUGAGUUGUGAAAAAAAAAUCCAUUUCUAUCUUACAUGUUGUAGAUAUUCCAUUUGAAUAAACCGGCAAUCUGAAUUUUUUUUUUUUUUACCGUGAAGUUGUACCAGACUUGUCGGAUUCCCGACGAAACCAAAAAAAUCUUAGGACCGAAAACUUAACCCCCCAAAUUUUCAAGCCCUUAUUUCUCCAAGCCCUGAGUUUUUUCCUGAAGGAUCAAUGUCAGGAUCAGUAAAUGUUUGUGGUUGGUUUAUUUAUCGUACCAUCCGCUGAAUUUUACUUUUUCUCAUCUGACAGUCUGAACUGCGCGGCCAGCAUUGUACGCGCGCGGUACUACACCAAUCAGAUUGUUUUGAAUACCCUUUGGAAUUCCUACUUAAAUCAAGCUACCAAAAAUGUCUACAGAUAUUUAUAUUUUCCAAAUUUUCCUAUCCCCAAAGAAAUCCCGUGAUGAAAAAUUUCAAAACAAAAAAGAAAUCCCUUUACCAUCUCGGUAACUUCAACUCUCCCCUCCCCCUCCAACCCCCGCCUCGGGCCGGACCUAGGGUCAGAUAUUAUUGCUUGGGUUGUUCUUUUUGGUUGUUGGUAGUGGUUCGACACUUCUUCCCCUUCCUCUGUUCGUCCUGGUUUCUUUCUGUUUGGAAAUAUCCUAAUGCGUUGUGCAAUUGUAUUGCAAGAUGCUGUAUAAGGCCAGUGUAAAGCAAUUGUCAAGUAAGGGCGUCCUACCACGGUCUUAACUAGCGAUUGCAGCGUCGAUAUUUAUAGAUUUUUGGACCGUCUUGUUUUACUAAGUUUACUCUAGUGAUAAAAAUAAACGAGCAUCAUUGCCAGCUAGUACAGUUUUGCUUGCUUUUGUGUGGCGAUACAGCGUGCAAAAAUGGAGCGUUGGGUGGGUGGUCAGUGUGGUUCAAGUAAUAAAUAACCGAGCACACAGUACGUGCGCAUAGGAGGGAGCAACUGAUCAAUUAAGUGCCGCUUUACAGUCAGUUCUGCAUCAUGCUAUUGAACUUGCGUGGGUGCCUGCACAUCUUAGAACUCAUUAUAGAAGAAUCAGUGUAACAAGAACAAAUCUUUAUCUCCCCCGCCCCUGGUCCGUUAGACACCUAAGACUAUAUUAAGAAAUAGCUUGAUGAUCUAGGGAUACGUGACCACUGAUACAACUAGUGGUGUAAGAUAUGAAUAAUAAUAAUAAUAAUAAUAAUAAUAAUAAUAAUAAUAAUAAUAAUAAUAAUAAUAAUAAUAGUAAUAAUAAUAAUAAUAAUAAUAAUAAUAAUAAUAAUAAUAAUAAUAAUAAUAAUAACAAUAAUAGCCAGAAACGUAUUACAGCGUAAUGCACUUAUAGCUCUAGCUUGCAAACCACGCUUUUGAACCCCAUUCCUUGCAGAUAAAUCAGCGUUGGAGAUAAUAGGUUUUUUUUUAUCAUAAUGUUAACUUGCCUUGUGACUACAAUAGUGCAAUAGGUGGACAGCUUAAAGUUAGAUUUAAAAAGUACCUAGCCUCCCCAGGUGCGGAUCUAGAAUAAAUACUGACCAAUUUCCUACUUCUAGAGAUGUCUGGGGGCAUGCUCCCCUGGGAGCAAAGUCCCCUUUCCCCGGGUUUCUGAGUCAUUCAGAUGGGAUAUUUACAGACUGUCCGAACCAUUUUCCAGAUAUCAACUUUGAAAUUUUAAAGUUUUUUACUAAAAAUAUAUUUAUUAUGAAAAAUCUGACCGGUCAUUAUUGAUCCCCUGGGGAUGAAUCGUAACUGAGAACCCAAAAGGGAGGAUCGCUGAAAACUUUGGAAGGAUUCAGAGGGGGGACCACUCAAAUUUGCUUGGAAAAUGAAAACAUGUGGCGGUGGUGGUGGUGGGGGGGGCGGUUAUCGGGGAUCGUGAAAGUCAUCAAAAGUGAUUAGGAAGGAUCACUUCAGGGAAGUAACAUUCAAAGGGAAGAUCCGCUAAUAUUCACCUUGUUUAGCCCUAAAUCCUGCCCCGCCCCCGCGGCGAUAAAUAAUGACCAGUCCCUUAGGUUGUAUCAGGACGGGGGAAAUAACCGAAAUAACAACAAAACAAACAAACGAACAAACAACAAGAAAGAACAGGUAAUGUACAUAUCGCGGUUAGAAACGCUCGGGGAUCACAAGCCUGAGAUCGGUAAAGCUGCAUGGUAAGAAAAAAAUUGAGAUUUCCUGGAGAUUGUCUGGCACACCUAAAACUCGAUUUUUUUUCACAACUCAGCAAUGUUUAGGUAACGCAAUCAGGUCUAAAACGAAAAACGGUCCCUUCACCUGACACGUGACUUCAGCUGUGACUUGUCGAGCGAGCGGGAAUUUCGUUGUAGUUUGCAUGUCUCAGUUUCAUUGUGGGAAUGAAGUCAAACAAGGACACAAGGUACAAACAAACAAAUUGUAGACCUGAUUAUCUACUAGACAGGAUAGAUAGUUGGUGUAGAUUUUGAAAACUUCGCUGUUUCGUGAUAAGAACUUGACCCAAAUGUUUACAUUAGCGAGGCGAGUUCAACUACUGCACCUGAAGGCCAGAGAAAUAGUUUUUUGCGGCUGACAAAAUGGCGUGAAACUUUCCACCUAAUGUAUAUGAAGCAUCUAUGUAUCACUGUGGGACUUGAGAUUGCCUAAAUUAAACGCAUUUUAUCUGAAACAUUUGUUGGAGGAAUGAUUUGUGUCGCGCCGAACCUCUUGACUGUCGAGUCAGAAAGGUCAAAUUACACUCAAGUACUCUGUGAAUUUUGCGUUCCCAAAAAUUCAUUUCACAUGUUGCCCAGAGUUUUGAAAGCAUAUUUUGAAAGCUUAGAGAUUUCUUUUUAACGUAGAAUGUCUUUUUCUGUUAGAAAUCAUGUAUCGGAAGUGAUUUUAGGCCUUUGAAAUCUGACAAUAUUUUGCUCGCGUAAAACCCUUAAAUUUGGAAAAAAUAUUUAAAAAUCCAUAAAAUAUUCCAGUUGCGAUCAAUUCAAGAACAUGACAAAUCAGUAUGUGUAUUAAACCCCUUUUAAUACGAUAAGAAGCUAUUUGGGUUGAAUGAUAUUUGAAUUCGAUUGAAAUCGUGGUCUUUUCGAAGCCCGGUCUAGGGGCCCGAAAACGGCGGUCUGGCGAAGGCCGUCAAUCGCCCGAACUUGACAUUCGCCGUAUCGCCAAAAUAUUUAUCCCAUGAAACUAAAAUUUAUAUUUUCAUUACUAGAAUACCUAGGGCAGUCUACAUAAUUUUUUGGGGAUUUUUCAAAAAUUUUAUUUUUCCUACCUCUGGUCGAUAUUUACCGACAGCCGCUCUUAAAUAUUUUCGUCAGAGAAUUAUUGAGAGAAUUAUGUUCAUGCAAGGUACACCAAAAAGCUCAAAAAGCCUCCAUAAGACUCUCGCAUCAGAAUCUCUUAUUGUGCAUACAAGAUAAACAAAAUAAAGUAAAAGAAAUUGAAUGAGGUUAUUGCUUUGAAACUAAGGAACAAAUCUAACGUUGCAGACCGUAUUUAUAGUUUGAAUACGCGAUAUUUUACUUCCCUUUAGGUCAAACAACACCACACUAGAAGGCGACUUAGGCAUAUUCUGUUUACUUAAAAGUUUCUUACCGUGAAAAAAGCAGAUGUACAAGUGAUAGAGUCGGUUACGCUUAGUUUUCUGAGGGAACGUUCAUUAUUUAUAGGAGGGGGAAUGAGUAAGAAAUGGAGGGAUCUAGGCACUGCAAAAAGGAGAGGUCCUGGCGUGUUAUUGUUAUGGUGGCGGGUCUUGAAAUUUUAAUCAGGUAAUGUCUUAAAAGAAGCAAAAAAGAUGCAGUGUACCAAUAAGAGCGGAGUAACCCAGAUUUCAUUGCUUGGGUGCCUUUGAGCCUUCUAUGAUUCUUCUUGAACCCAACCUUACUGCAAUAUUUUGAUGCAGUCAUGGAGCAUUGGUUACAAAUUUAGUUUGUUUAUUUGGUACAGCCCGCAUUUAUAAAAUGCGAUAACAUACCAAUGAAAAUACUCUUUGUUGGUCACUCCAAAAUGUUGCAUAAGCAUUGUAUCAGUUUCUCUUGGGGCCAUUUAACCUUUCUGUAGCGGUCAGUUACUGCACUGCAACAGUUUAUAAGUUUUAAUUCUAGUUCCACAAAUGGAGGAGAUGAAAGUGUUUUCUACGAAAUUAGCGCUCAGGCCGACUGUAACUAUGUUAUUUAUGGUUAAGGGGGAGGGAUGUUUAGAGAGAGGGGUGGGGGGGGGGGAGAAUUUCGACGCAGUGGAAAUGCUGGUUCGGUUUCAAAUGCAGUUGAAUUGGGGAAGGGGGUAAACUUUUAAAAUAAUGUUGUUUCAAUUCUUGUGUUGUCUUUUUGCGCACAUAUAUUAAUUUAAACUAUGUUUUGAAUACCCUCCAAGUACCAAAGAACCUGCUCCGGGAGUUAGCCUGUUCACAGACCCUCAAUUUAAUUUUCUUUCCAGAGAUCAUCGAGCGUGCGUAUGGAAGUAAAAAAACCGCGGGGUGGCAUAGGUCUCAGUUAUAGCCUUCGCUACAGACGAAACUAAAUUAAGUCCGUCUGCGAAACAGCCCCGAAAUCCUUGUUCUAGGUCGAACAUGGACGUUUUGUACAUUUUGACAUCUGCGUGAAAGAAAAACCACAAAAUGUGUCCCGAUUUAAGGUGGCUCGACACAGUAUUUUUGUAGCGACACCUUCCAUCUUUGAAUCUCUUAUACGAUUUGUUUAAUUUAAAAACAAAUAUAACCCAUUGUAACACAUGUAUUACACACUGGAGACUAGGCUUUAUUAUGAUAUUAAUUUUUAGGCGGUCGGAAUCAAUAUCUCGUGACAAGACGUCACAAUAGUUUUAGCUCUAAAUCGAAUUUCUGCCCUUAUAGGCAUUUCAUUUUCGAAAUGCUNGAGAAUUUCGACGCAGUGGAAAUGCUGGUUCGGUUUCAAAUGCAGUUGAAUUGGGGAAGGGGGUAAACUUUUAAAAUAAUGUUGUUUCAAUUCUUGUGUUGUCUUUUUGCGCACAUAUAUUAAUUUAAACUAUGUUUUGAAUACCCUCCAAGUACCAAAGAACCUGCUCCGGGAGUUAGCCUGUUCACAGACCCUCAAUUUAAUUUUCUUUCCAGAGAUCAUCGAGCGUGCGUAUGGAAGUAAAAAAACCGCGGGGUGGCAUAGGUCUCAGUUAUAGCCUUCGCUACAGACGAAACUAAAUUAAGUCCGUCUGCGAAACAGCCCCGAAAUCCUUGUUCUAGGUCGAACAUGGACGUUUUGUACAUUUUGACAUCUGCGUGAAAGAAAAACCACAAAAUGUGUCCCGAUUUAAGGUGGCUCGACACAGUAUUUUUGUAGCGACACCUUCCAUCUUUGAAUCUCUUAUACGAUUUGUUUAAUUUAAAAACAAAUAUAACCCAUUGUAACACAUGUAUUACACACUGGAGACUAGGCUUUAUUAUGAUAUUAAUUUUUAGGCGGUCGGAAUCAAUAUCUCGUGACAAGACGUCACAAUAGUUUUAGCUCUAAAUCGAAUUUCUGCCCUUAUAGGCAUUUCAUUUUCGAAAUGCUUUACGCUACCUAUUAUUUAAGAGGAAUUUCGAGACAUCUUGGAAUUUCUACCAAAAGGUGUAAAAUAUGUAUGAACUGAAAGGUGGACUUAAUACAGACAAAUUUGCUACUUUUUGAAUGCUUCCGAAACGUUUUUAUCACUCAUUAGUUUUACCAAUUAACCUUUAUACACUUUACAACCGGCUGAACGCAAGUAGAUUCCGAAAAAAAACAUGAAAGCAUAUGAACAGUAAAACGCAAUGCUGAGCUCUUUUUGUAAUUUCUAAGCUACUUUCACGAAAACAGCGAUGAAAACAAAAUUCGUCGAAGGAUUUUCUUUGAAAAAUUUCAGUGCUGCAGUUGAUCAGUGUACUAUAAAUCCCCGAAUUUCGUGUCCAUUGAAAACUUUAGAAGUUGUCUAACGUAGGCGGAAAAUUGAGUAAAAAUUAAAGCGAUGUCAUAGAUCUGGCUAAGUUUUUGCUGUGGGAUUUCGUAUUGGAGGGUGUGAAUAGGGUUAACCGACUAGCGACAAAGGGCGAAAAAUAUUACUGACUACCGACAAAACAAGAAAAAAAUAACCGACUAAUGCCAGGAAAAAUACUAACCGAUUACCGACAUUAACAAUAUUUGUUUCCAUAAAGAAGAGCACUUCGUAUUUUUCUACCUUAGAAAGUAACCACAUUAAAUUUUAUGACUUAUCAGUUGGUACGUAACAUUGUUGAUACAACCAAUAUCAAAAUCACGGAAGUUAUACCGACUUUAUAAAUUAUAUUUUGAAAAAAAGGUGAAAAAUCGAACACUUCUUGUUUCGUUGGACGUCACAAGUCAUGGCAAAUAUAACAUAAAACGAGUAGUUUGCAGAGCGUAUAAAAAUUUCUACAAGGACAACUUUCCUAUUCCUACAUAUUAUUUGCGAGAAAUGCUUAGAUUUUAAAGUUUGAGAAAAUUCUUUCCACUUCAAUGGAAAGCACCACAGAACCACGACGGGCACAAAGACAGCAGUUUCCUUUGCCAACAUUUUCGUGGGAUAUAUUGAAACACAAAUUCUCAGUAAGCAAAACAUUCUUUAAACCAAUGGUUUUGGAAACACUACAUACUAGAUCUUUGGAACAUACUUAAACCAGACAUCGUAGCUUUCUUAGAACAGGCAAACUUCAGUGAAACUUACAUCACCAUAAUGUUGAAUUCACGGCCGAAAUAUCUGACAAAGAGACUGUGUUUUUAGACAAGGUUAUAAAUAUACAAAGGCACAAGAUUCAACGAAAAAGCUCAGUAUUCCUGAUGCUGAGACACAUUAAAUUUAAACAAACGGUAAACCGGCCCUUCCCAAACCGACACAAACUCCUCAGAAGAAACGUUUGAGGAAAGGAGUAUUUCAAAUUGUAAAAAACGCUUGAUGGAGAACGGCAACCCACAAAAUUUGAAAGAAAAGGCGCUAUAACUAACAGAGAAAAAAGCCGCGCCUUUCGUGAUAAAAUACCAAUUGAAAUCUUGGUAGCCAUCACUUGAAAAGAAGCUUUGAAAAAGAGGAAAUCUGAUACAAAACCAAUCACUACUUUGCCAAAUAUUUAAAGAGCGACCUUUUAUUUCCUACAAGAAAGGGAAAUCAUAUUAAAGGAAAUUCUUGUGGAAGCCACAAUAUUUGGUCAACACACGGUUUCACGCCGGUAUAGAUGUACAGCCUGUCACCCCUUGCAGUUUUUCACUAACAAAAUUAAGUAUCCAAAAGGCUAGAGUGGGCGUCCUCUGUCCAGUUAGCCUCUCUUGCUUGAUUUACUUUUUAUUGUGCCCUGUACAUCAACAGGGAAACCAAGUUCCAAUUUACAAUAAAAGUUUUUGUUGAUUUUAUCGGUACUAUUUGGGAAACAAAGUUGAAAUCAAUGAUCAUGUUACAAUACAGAGUUUUAAAAGUUUUAAAAGUGCAAUAAAAUGAUACAUUCUCACGUUUUACAAGGAUCAAGGUCUUAAAACUGGCUCAGAAAAUACAUUAUAACAACUGUUAAUAACUAACGUAGUAUACCACUAUACUAUGAAGGAAAGGUGAAACAGACUAUUUUUCCCGAAACUUCGUGUUCGUGUACAUUAUUAAGGACAACAACAACUCGCCACAUUGUAAGUUUCAACGAUUUUUAUUUCCAUUUUCUAGCAAAUUUCCAGACCUAAACUUCGCCCCAUAUGUUCUCUAUAUUUAACCAUGUUAUGAAAUCCGUACGAGGACACAAACAGUGAGCCUGGGUGACCUGUGCAUCUAUAACAAGGAAAAUGAAAUAAGCGCCUCGGCGCCGUAAUCGAUCAUUCACGGUAUGUGUACUACAUUUUGUUCAAGAGGGAAUGUGUUAUAAUGUUCAAGUUUUACAAGAUCAAUUUGUUUAAGUCUAAGAGAUUCAAAGAUGUACCUACAAAAACACUGGAUCGAGCCCGCCUUAUUGAAAUUGAUUUUAUUUUGAAUUUUCCAUGUGCUCAGCCGAUUUAACUUGCGUAAACGGAUUCACGAUCCAGUUAGUGUUACGCGAAUUGCUUUUAAGGAUAAACAGAUGGGUUUUUAAAUACAAAUUUUCAAGAAAUAGUUUAUCUGUCUUUGUUCAUUCAUAACAUUAGCUCAAAACUCGAUCGAGAGACCGCAGAUCGUGAAUCUUUGAUAUUCUUAGGGCGCGAUCCAUUCAACCAAAAUUCAGACCGGUCCGACCGGGAAAAGAGGACCACCUCAAAAGGUGGACCCGUUUUUUCGAAACUUUUCCGGUUGGACCGAACCGAUCCAUUGAGUUUUGGACCGAAAUUUCCGGAAAUUUUGGUUGAAUGGAUCGCGCCCUUAGAAACAGAUCAGACGAGCAUUUUCUUCCCCAGAGCUCGUCGUUUCUUGGUCACGUGGUUCGGUUACAAAUUAAGCCGAGUGUCUCUAGGGACGAGAAUAAUCAGACGUUGAAACUGGUGUUGUUUUUGUACUUGUUCCAUUAAAUCGUUAUUUAUUUUCUUAUUCAUUACUUGCCAUUCAAGAAUUUGGCAGUGUGUUACUCUUUAUACAUAACUCGUGCCCUGUAGAAUGAAGUUUAUGCGUUUGUUUACACUUUCUAUUCUCGCUGAAAAAAGUAAGCUUACCUGAAAUAUGAAAAUAUGAAGAACCCGAGUUGAUCUUGCUGUUUUUUGGGGGUACAAGACUAUUAAGUCGAUAUAAGAUUUGUUUCAUUCUUCGACUGUUUGAAAAUUAUUUUUUUCUCUAAAAUCACCCAGCCCCUUCCUCCAAAAAGUCAUAUGGAUUUUCUCUAAAGUGAACCGGACUUGUGGAUUACGAGUUAACUGUUUGAUUUAAAUUAUAAAUUAUAUACUGAAGCUUCGCUUUUAGCCCUAGCUAAAAGAUAUAUUUUAUCUCUUUACAAAAGAAAAUUCUCCUCCGUGAAAGGUGUCCAAAAAUUUCAGAAUGAAGUUUUGCAACAUAGUUCUCGUUUUGCUGUUUUUUAAUUGACGCCUGGUCAAGACGUCGUCGUCGUCGCCGUCGAUCUUGCAGACCUCGGAAUUGUGAAGUGAGUUCUUGGUCUUCUUGGAGCUCAUGUAGUGCUGAACAAUGUGGACAACAAGGAUCACAACAACGGACAAGAUGGCGAGUAUCUGGGCCGAGUUGUGGAGGUUCAGAAUGUCCUACCUUAGAGAAAACACGGCAAUGCUAUGGUACACGAUCAGUGAACUGUCAGCUGAGCUCUUGGUCUGCGUGGAGUGCCUGCUCUACUUUAUGCGGCGUCUCUGGUAUUCAAACUGGUGCCCGUCAUAGAAUAAUCACCGAGCGUUGUGGUGGAAGUUGCUCGCCAACAUUACGGAAGACAAAAGGAUGCCAGGAGAUAAGCUGUCUCAAAGGGGGAAGUUUAAAGCGUGGAACAUGCUUUUGUAAAGAAGGCUAUUCGGGACACUCAGUGCUGUGA
Molecule: messenger RNA, 11002 nt
Organism: Porites evermanni
Lineage: Eukaryota; Metazoa; Cnidaria; Anthozoa; Scleractinia; Poritidae
Source: the annotation of a GenBank genome assembly